This is a messenger RNA of Solea solea (common sole), 3255 nucleotides long. RefSeq names its product Rho guanine nucleotide exchange factor (GEF) 38 (gene arhgef38). Gene Ontology annotation, biological process: intracellular signal transduction. Gene Ontology annotation, cellular component: cytoplasm. NCBI's taxonomy places the organism in Eukaryota, Metazoa, Chordata, Actinopteri, Pleuronectiformes, Soleidae. The transcript has 14 exons. The record is from RefSeq and is a predicted model, not a curated record. Gene Ontology annotation, molecular function: guanyl-nucleotide exchange factor activity; protein binding. The coding region runs from base 357 to 2807 and encodes 816 amino acids.
ACUGUGUGUUUGUAAAGGCUCGUGUCAAAUGUGUCUAAAGCACAAAAACUUUAGCCUGUGGCUGUUGCUUGCUCUGCAAACCUUCGAGGGAAAGUGAGGUGAUCUACUUUCUCUCCCUGGAUGGAAAUAAAGGUCUGAAGGGAAGAAGCAUAGCACAGCAGUGGAGAGGUGGGGCCACAUAGCUCCAAUGACAGGUAGACACAGGGAGGAGUUACAUUACCUGGGUUGAGCAGGCAGUCAGUGCACAGUGAGGAGUACACCUGUUGCUUUUUCUCUCUCUGCCUCUUUCCCUUUUCCUGUCCCCAGUCUCUUCUCCUGACUGAUCUGCAGCCACAAAGGUAGCUGACGGCCUCACUAUGAAUCCCAGUGAGGCCGGCGGGAGUGAGAAGGAGAGGGAAAAGGAGAAGGACAAGGUGAUAAAGAGGAGGAACCGGCCUGUGUUCCUGCGUUACCUGGAAAGGAGGAGGACGGACACUAUUGUGGCUCAGGACAUGGCCAAAGGUGACAUCAACCUGGGGACACUAGUGAGGAGGAGUCAGUCUGACAAGACGGAGUACAGCGCCAAACUUAAAGAGAAAAUGACACCACUGGACCUGUCUGCGCCUCCAUCUCCAGCCAUCGACCCAGAGGAGGUCCGUUUGAGGAAGAUGAAGCGCAGAGCAAAGGUUAUUCAGGAGCUUGUGCAGACCGAAAAGGACUUUCUCACAGGCCUGGAGCUGUGCAUCAGAGAGGUGGUCCAGCCUCUGCGAAACAUGCAGGUUGUCGAUAUAGAUCGGCUGUUCACCAACACGGAGACAGUGUGUGAGGUCUCUGCAGCUCUCCUUCACAGACUGCAGGAGGCCAUGGCUGACUCCGACCCGGAAGCAGUUGUCAUAGGAGAAGUAUUCAUCCAGGCGAAGGCAGCUUUAGAAGAUGUAUAUAAGAUUUACUGUUACCAUCACGACGAUGCCAACAUGUCCCUCAAAUCAUAUGAGAAAGAUGAGGAAAUAAAGCAACAUUUCACUACAUGUGUAUUAGCACUGAAAAAAAUAUAUGACCAAGAAGGGAAACCUAACUUGCUGGACAUGGGUUCACUGCUCAUCAAACCUGUGCAGAGGAUCAUGAAGUACCCGCUGCUGCUCGGGGAGCUGUGGCAGGCCACACCUGAAGACCACCCCGACUACUGUCCACUGCAGGAGGCGUUCACUGCUGCCAAGAUCAUCAAUAUUAACAUCAAUGAGUUCAAGAGGCGCAAGGAUAUCGUUAUGAAGUACAAGAGGUCGGAAGAUGAGGGCACACUGAGAGGCAAACUGCACAAGUUCAACAUACACUCCAUCCGGAAGAAAGGUGACAGGUUCGCUGGGUAUCUCAAGAUCCUCACUGGAGUUGAACCACAGGUGAGAGAUGAAAUAUUUGAUAAAGAGGAGAAGCUGUUCAGAGGUCUGGAAAAGGCUGUGAGGCAGCUGGUCAAGAAUGUUCACUGUUACCUGCAGCACGCUCAGGAGAUGGUGUCUGUAGCUGUCCAGAAUGUCCAGGACAUGGAGAACAUUGUGAAGGAUCCAAGUAAAAAUGGCACAAAUGGAUCAAUGCACAGUAACGGAAAUGACCCCUAUAAGCACUUUAAAAACUGUGUGGAGCGCUUGGUCCUCGCCCCCCUCUCCUCUCUGCAGGGCAUGUUCACAGCACCACAGAAGCUCAUCCAGAAACGCUAUGACAAAUUGCUGGAUUACUGCAGCCGCCUUGAGCGCUCUUCCUCUUUCUCAUCCUCCUCAUCCACCACCACGUCAUCUCCCUCACUGGCGUCGGAGGACCCGUCAGGUCCUGCCAGGAGGGACUAUGAGGCUCUCAACGCCAUGCUCGUGGAGGAGUUGAACAGGUUCAACAUGGCUGCCUAUACGAUCCUGACCAACUGUGUGCUGUAUCUAGUGACCUUACUCAGGGAGCUGAUGGACAAAAUUCUCCUCCGUGCUCCAUCUAUACAGCAGCUUCCACCUCCGUUAUCGAACAUCGUUGAAGUGCAGAACAGCAUCAUGGAUGGGCUGAAUAACCUGGCCUUUGUCAAAGAUAAUGCACAGAGGCUAAUGGAGCGCAAAGUCAGCUUUGAGAGGCAACGAGACAAGAAAACAACGGUGAUGGAGGUGCAGCAUCAAACCGAGGAACAGCGUGCGAUGCUGCUGGCAGAGUACCCACCUAACCGUCUGUACCAGCUGAAGAGAAAGUGUAACGGCUGCCAGGAGCAGGACCUCAGUCUGCUGGAGGGGGAGCUGGUGGCUCUGCUGGAGGACACAGACCCAUUAGGCAGCAGCAGCCGGUGGCUGGUUCACACUGGAGGUACACAAGGCUACGUCUAUUCCACAUUCCUGAAGCAGUACAAUCCACUGAGGGACUCACAGCGAGGAGGCCAGAGGGUCAAAGAGCAGCAGCAGCAGCAGCAGCAGCAUCAGCAGCAGCAGCAACACCAGCCGUCUGCCAUGGUGGAAGAGGACUUCGAUGACAUCAGCCUGUUUGUGUCUGGCAGUGGAAGCAGCAGCCUGCGCAGUUUCAACCUCACCACGACAGACAGCAGCUCAACCCUUUCUGGUCUCCAGGGGGAACUAGAGAGCCCAGAAAAUAUGGAGGACCUAGUGGACACAGAGGCACAGCAGUUUUAUGCCGUCUACGCAUUUCAAGCCCGCUGUGACCAGGAGCUGACCUUGCAGGAGUACCAACAUGUUCGCAUCCUCCAGUUCUGCGACCUGGGAGGCAACAAAGACUGGUGGUUAGCUGAGGCCAAUGGACAGAAAGGAUAUGUGCCUGCCAACUACCUUGGCAGAAUGUCCUACGCCUAAAAAGGGGUUUAGAUUAAAACAAAACAAACCCCAAAGGAACCAGUGGCAUUUCAGACAAAACUAUUUACUUUUCAAUUCAUAUUUUAAAAAGCCCUGGAUGUAAAACAUGUUACAUUUCUGCUGGUAAAUGUCAAAAGGAAGGAUUUUUUGGUGGAUCCAGGCUCCCACAGGACUGACAUGUAGAGACCCCCACACACACCCGCAGGUAUCACUAGAUAUUAUCAGUCUCGGUCUCAUACCAAAAGUGUUGAUAUUGAAUUUGCUUUGUUCAUAAAAAAACAAGCACUCAUCAAAUGGACCAGUAAUCUGUCGAUUAACAAUAAAGACAGUGGGAGAAUACAGCACACUCUGCUGAGCACUUUUGGACUUCAGUGUUGUUAAGUUCAUAUUAAUAAUGAAGUGAUUUACAAAUGAAGAACAUUUUAUAUAUGAAAGGAUUUAUAAAUGA